UUCCACUCCUGGAAUUUCCAGUAUUCUCCGCUUCCUUUGGAUUUUGGACUUUGUUUUGUCUGUUUCUGGAUUUGUUCAUGUGGAUUUGACCUUUGUUGUGCUAUAUCUGCAUUCGUGGCCCUUUGAUGAUACUAAUCCUGCUCAAAAAUGUAAAAGAAUACCAGCGAAACAUUUUAAAGUUACAUUCUUAGGUACUAUUGAAGUACUGUGAAUACUUAAAUGGACGACCCUCGUCCCGCCCUCAGGGGGCAUCUGUAAUCACACCACCAGGGUUUUAACCAUAACUAGAGCCGCUGGUUCAGGCGUAGACGUGCUACGGGACACUUCUGUCGAGGUUGGAGCCUAAAUCCCAGGACAAACUAACGUGUCAGUCCUCUCUGUUUCCACUGACGAGUGCUCAGAGUGUGGACGUCCCUGUAAGUUGAUGCUUAGGACAUGAUGCGUUUCUGGUCCCUGCUGCUGCUGGUUCACUUCUCUCUGGCUCAGUCUGGUCUGGACUCAGAGUACACAGACACAGGGAUGGCUCCACAGUGGGUACAGCCAGAAAUGAAGAAGCUCUAUGCUGCGUUUGUCUCCAACAUGAUAAAAAUGCAAUGCAAAGCAACAGGACACCCGGUUCCCGCAAUACAAUGGUACAAGAACGGGAAACUGUUCAGGAGGGAUCACAGAAUCGGAGGCUUUCAGAUCAGAGAACACACGGGGACUCUAAUAAUGACGUCAUUGGUUCCCUCAGAUAAAGGGAACUACACCUGUUUGGUGGAGAAUAAAUAUGGGCGCCUCCAACACACCUACCAGCUGAAUGUACUUGAGCGUCCUAGCAGGCCCAUCCUGCAGCAAGGGCUGCCGGCCAACCAGACGGCAGCUGUUGGCAGCGACGUGGAGUUUGUGUGCCGCGUUUUCAGCGACAUACAACCUCACAUGCAGUGGCUCAAACACAUCAUCAUCAACGGCAGCAGUGUGGGACCGAACGGGCUGCCCUAUGUUCGUGUUCUUAAAGUACGUACCAACACCACCAAAUUCAGCUUUAGACCAGUUUUAGUAAUUUUCUUUUGUUAGCUUUAUUUUGCUGUGUGACACUCUUUACAUCUAUAAUGAAGGAGGAUAAAUCUGAUCUUUGUCAGAGCCCUUAGAAUAUGUUUCGUGAAAUAAGCAGAUCUUGGCUUAAUUGGCUAAGUGAUGAGGGUGAAUUUGGUAGUACACACCUCUCCAAUUAGAAGGAAUACACUUUGUAUCCCGGUGGUUUUCCCAGUGCUGGGAAUGAGAGGUAUAUUGCGUGUGCAUGUCAUAAUAAAGCUGCUGUGGCAGAAUAUACAUCAGAAGUCCCCAAAAUUUGCAAUUUGUCUUGAAAUCUUUGUUUUUCCUACAUGAAUAGAUGAUCCCAGUAGUCUUGGCUCGAGACAGGUGAAAACCCCCCCACAACACUUCUGUCCUGCAGUAAUACCAACUGUCCACUAUUAGCUGGCAUGAUGGAGUAACGAGUCAGUCAUGUGACCAAAAACUAUCAAUCAGAUGUGCAAAUAUCUGUGCAGUUAUGAACAAAAAAAAAUAAACAAACAUAAAACCAAA
Messenger RNA from Maylandia zebra (zebra mbuna), 1566 nucleotides. The record is from RefSeq and is a predicted model, not a curated record. Lineage: Eukaryota; Metazoa; Chordata; Actinopteri; Cichliformes; Cichlidae.